UCAAUAUUUUACUAGAUGUCUUUGUCCCAGGCCGCCACCACCAUGAUACACAAAGUGGGCCAAUAUACUACUUGUGAUUCAGAAGUUUAAAGUAUGUUUUAAGUGACAAUUGACACCAGAAUCUAGAUCUAGAUCUGUAUCUGAUUUACUAAAUGACAAUAUUGUAGUUCUUUCGGUAUGUAGACCUAACAAAAUGAAAGCCACUCUGCAGUAUUUAUUCUUCGGCUUUGUUUGCCACUGUAACCUUGACCCAAAAAGCUAAAAAUAGACCGGUGUGUUGACGAACCACCCGUAACCACCUAGGUGAACCACUCUCUCUAGCAGAAUUUACUCGGCAUAGGCUAAAUACUGGGCCUGAUGUCCUGCGCAUUCGGUAAUCUCACGAUAUAGCGUCGGAAAUUAUCGGACUGCCUAAUUUUAAAGUAAAAUCCUUGAGAAAGUGACAAACAAGCAAAUGCAUUCUGUGGAUCUACUAAGAAGAUGAAUAGCAAAGAUCCUACCUCAUCAAGUAAUGCUCUGCUAGAAAUUACUAAAGUCUUUAGUCUUGCCGAUAGCAUUACUAUCAAUGAUGAUCCUCAAAGUCCACCAGUAUCCAAGAUACAAAAAAACACCAAAGAAAAAAGUGCACACCUUAUACCAACAAAUGUUCCACUUCAGUCUGAGCACAGGGGGGCUGGGAGAAGAAAUUCUGAUGAUCCAUAUGAGGUUCAUGCAGCAGAAGAUCCUGUUUUCAGUCAGACAACCAGUACAGCUGUCCCAAAUGCCUCCACAGCCGUGCCAGUAACUUGUUCCAGUGUGCCCAAAAUUUCAGUGCCUGAAGUUAUUGAUGUUGAUGAAGAAGAUCUAGAUGAUUGCAAACUGGUCAAAAUUGAUCUUAGUCAGCGCAAAUUUCCUUUUGCCAAAAAGUUCCAAAACACUGAGGUCAUCUGCCUCGCUGAGGACAGCGAUGAAGGUGAAACAGAAGCUAGCGCUUGCCAUGCUUCUAAAAGCAGUAGAGAAAAAUGUGGCAAUACGGCACCAGUUGUUACAUCUACUGACAUAUACAUUGACAGAUCAGGGUCACCAGAACUUGAUAUGGAAGUAGACGUAAUUAAUGAAAAUAUUUCAUAUACUUAUCCAGCCCAAUUGCCAACACCUGAAAUAGAAACAGAUGUGAUCAAAGAAAAUAUUUCUGAGCCAUCAAAAUCCCAAGCACUGAAACAAGAUUUAGUAAAGUACAAUACAUGUAUAGAUAAUGUUGUAGAUAGUAUGAGUACAGAAAAUCGUACCAAUCUUGUGAGUAACAGCAUCCCUCCAGUCACUUUGGCAGAGAAAACUUUUCCCCAUGGUAAAGCAUCACACUGUGUGAUCUCCUCAUCCACCACCCUUGUAAAUGAUGCAGACAAUGUCAAUCCAGUCAUCCCAAUUGCAUUACAUGUUAACAGUACUGUGGCAGACGCAGCGAGUGACGUGGCAGUUGGAGGCUUUUUGUCAUUGCAGAGUUUACCUGUACAUUUUUCUGACACUGUUGUCAUGAAUGCUUUAUAUUCAGACUCUCAACACCCUUUAAAGCUUCCAGCAAGCCAAACAUAUGCUGCUAUAAGACAAAAGCUUUCGAAUUUACCCCAGGAAAAUGCCAUGGAGAAAUCAGGAACCAGAUUGUUACCCUGUAAAAUAUGCUCUAUGGCGUUUGAAAAUAGGUUAGCACUUGUGGAGCAUACAGUCACAUGUCACAAACCAAAACAAGAUGCUGUCAUUAAGCCUGAGGUCUCACUUUCUGAGCUUACUGCCAGUAGUUGCAAAUCUAAAGAAGAUGCUGUCAUUAGGCCUGAGCUAUUACAUGUGGAGCAUACUGUCUGUAGUCACAAAUUUAGUCGAUUUCCAAUCCUUAUGACUCGAUUAAGAAAAUCAAAUGAUUUCAAAAGCACUUCCAAUGGCCUUAAAAACACAUCUUUGCCUCCUGUAAUGACAACAAGUGGUGUAGAAAAUGCAAGUCAUGCCAUCAUUGUGGGAGACAAUCUGAUAACUGCUCACUCCCGUCCUGAAAACCUGACAACUACUCUUCCCAAAACAAAUGUCCAUCCAGUUGAAUGCCACAAGGAGAAUGAGCCUGAAAACAGCUACAACUCAUCUCAUCAAAUAGAGGGCCCUGGUAGCAGCAUGACACACUACAAAAGUCUUACUGGCUCUGGUCAAACUGAGGGCAGCACGACACACUACAAAAGUCUUACUGGCUCUGGUCAAACUGAGGGCAGCACGACACACUACAAAAGUCUUACUGGCUCUGUUCAAACUGAGGGCAGUAAGACACACUACAAAAGUCUUACUGGCUCUGUUCAAACUGAGGGCAGUAAGACACACUACAAAAGUCUUACUGGCUCUGGUCAAACUGAGGGCAGCACGACACACUACAAAAGUCUUACUGGCUCUGUUCAAACUGAGGGCAGCAUGACACACUACAAAAGUCUUACUGGCUCUGUUCAAACUGAGGGCAGCAAGACACACUACAAAAGUCUUACUGGCUCUGUUCAAACUGAGGGCAGCAAGACACACUACAAAAGUCUUACUGGCUCUGGUCAAACUGAGGGCAGCAAGACACACUACAAAAGUCUCACAGACCCUGGUCAAACAGAGGGCCCUAGUACUAGUAAGACAAUACAAGAGAAAAGUCUUCCUGGCACUGGUCAAGCUGACAGCUGUGUUAAGACCCCGCCAGAUGUUCUACAAGAGGAUAUCAAGAUCAACUGCCCAUCCUGCCACUACCCCUUUGGCACCACUGCUGAAAGAAAUGAACAUCUAGUACGAGAAAAAAAGUGUGCACAUGUUCUUAGCUCCUUCUGCGCUUGUUGUAGCCUGCACUUGAGCUCAGCAGCUGAAAAAGAAAGACAUUUGUUGAAUUUUGAUGAGUGCAUGGUGCAGGAACUGGUACUUAAGAUAAAAAUGAAUGAAAAAAUUGAAAGCCCCAGUUUGAAGAAAAAUUCACCAGUUGAAAAACCUCAGUCAGCUACAGAACAGAGAUCUUCCAAUCAACAGACACUCCCUGUCAGCUCAGGCCCCACUGCCCACCCUCCACAAAAAAAACCUCAGCCAGCUACAGAACAGAGAUCUUCCAAUCAACAGACACUCCCUGUCAGCUCAGGCCCCACUGCCCACCCUCCACAAAAAAAACCUCAGCCAGCUACAGAACAGAGAUCUUCCAAUCAACAGACACUCCCUGUCAGCUCAGGCCUCACUGCUCACCCUCCACAAAAAAAACCUCCCGCCAUAAAAAUUGCAUUUAGGAGAUCUGCUAAAUUACAUAAACCUAGAUCUGAAAUCCCAGUUGAAAAAACAAACAAGUCUAAAAACACAAUCACAAGUGCAACUGGCCUCGUCAGUGACAAGAAGUGUGUGUCCCCUGUAAACCUGGGCAUACACACUUCUAACCAGACAAGUCAACAAGCCAUUCAUACCCAGCAGGCAGAACCUUGUAAGAUGAAAAACCUAAAGAUAGUUUUGCAGCAUGUGUCUGUCAUGUGCAAGGUUUGUAAAAAGACUUUCAAAGAUAGCUUUGAGUUUUCUAAACACCAGGAUAUUUCUGAAGCAUGUAAACAGAAAGAAUGUGUUGAAUCAGAAGUGUUGGUCUCACCUUCCCCAAAAAACUGUCUUCCUAACUUGUCCAGUAGUUCACUUUGUGCCGAGCAAGGUGCAGUCCCAGCUCCACCACUGGUAGAAUCUGAUCUGGAGUUCUCUUCAGAGGAAGACGUGUCCAGCUACAGCUCCAGUAGUGAGGCUGGCACUGUGGAGUAUAAAUGUAAAAUUUGCAAGAACUUAUUCUCUCACAAGUCCAGUUUCAAAAAGCAUGUCAAAACACAUAAUCCGCAUAUUGCUGAGAAGAAACAAGCCAAGAAAAUGCGCUGCAAAUGUUGUACCCGCAAGUUUACAGAUGAUACAGCUCUGCAAGCCCACCUUCUCAAGCGGCGCUUUUGUUUUCUAAAUGUUACCAAGGCUUACAUGAAUCAUUCCGUUGACUUCUUUAAUUGUGGUAUGUGUGGUAAGGUUUACCCAACAGCCAAAGAUUUGAGGAAGCAUGGUUUUAGAGAUAUGACCUGUCGCCUACGUCUAGUUGACCUGGUUUUGAAAGAAUAUAAAGCCAAGGCUGGCACUCCGGCCAUCCCUUCUUCAAGCACUGAACAAGUGCUGCCUGAUACAACUGUAAGCAGUAGCUCUAAGGACCCCCCAGCUGUCCAGUGUGACAGUAUAUCUUCUGACCUACCUGCCACUGAGCAUACUGCAUCUAUUAACCCACUUGCUGAUCAGCGUAGCACAUCUAGUAACUCACGGGUUAGCCAGCCUGAUACAGUAUCCUGUGACCCACCAGCAAUUCAGCAUAACACCAUUUCUUCUGACUUGAAUGUGCUUGACAAGAAACAAGAAAGUAGUCCAAGUACUUCAAAUCCUGCAAACGAAAAUUCUGCUAAUAGGAAUGUGUGUAAAAGUUGUGGAAAAUCAUUUCUUAUUUUAAACUUUAGGUAUCAUUUGUUAAGCAGUAGAGCAUGUUAUAAAUAUUAUGAUGAACACAGAACAGAAUGUCCAAAACAUUUAGCAUUUUGUUUUGAAUGCAAAAGAGGGUUCAAAAGUCUGAAAGAUUUCUAUACCCACAAGUGUGUGCCGUUUGACGUCUGCUGCUCCAGCUGUGGACAGGGGUUUAAGCUUAAAUCCCACCUGCGCAUGCAUUUAGCAAAGUUUGCAUUCUGUAGACAAGCUCUGAGCAAGGCAAAGCUGGAACCAACAGCACAAGGAUCAUUGAAAAGUGCCAGCAGUGAUUCUAACACUGUAGCUUCAACACUCCCAGAACUGCAGGCUGUUUCUGUUGUAGCAGAUACCUACACAUGUUUGCUAUGUAAGGCUGAGUUCCCUAACCACAAGGAGUUGUUAGAACAUAGCUACCAACAUACUGAAGAAAAGCCAUACCAGUGUAGUCGGUGUUCUGUUACCUUUUUUCAUUUUAAUCGUCUAGUUUCCCACGAUGGAUUUCAUAGAAGAAUGGACAAAGAAGCUCGCUUGAGUGCUGAAGCUACCCACAAGGAUUCAGCCCUGACAGAUGUGAAGCCAGCUAUCAUCAAGCAGGACCUGAGCAGUCCAGAUGGGGCAGCUAGAGACUUGUCUAGGCCUGCUGAGAACAGCUACAGUUGUUUGGUUUGCCAGGAGAGCUUCAACAUGUUUCAUCAGUUCAAAGUUCAUGUUAGAAAACACUCUAGGACUUCCUUCUAUUCUUGUAGCAUCUGCCUGAAAAAGUUUGCUACACAGGAUGCUCUUAACCACCAUGUUAAACAACAUGAGCAGCCAAGAGCUGGAGUCAAAAGAAAAUCUAUCACAGUCAAGGCACUGGAGCAGUCAGCCAAUGUGGUGGAGCAGUCAAGUAGUGCUGUGGAGCAAUCAGGUAAUGUGGUGGAGCGGUCUGGUAGUGUGGUGAAGCGGUCAGGUAGUGUAGUGGAACAGUCUGGUAGUGUGGUGGAACAGUCACAUAGAGGGGAAGAUGAGUCCACUAGUGAGGUGGAGCAGCAAAGUGCUGUAGAAAUGCCAGCAAGUGCCACUGAGAACUCCACUGUUUGUGCCAAGCCCUCCCUCUCUCCCACCCAGAAAAGAAAACAUCUGGAUGACGGUGCAGGAUGCAGUCAAGGCAAGUCUCUAAAGCUUACAAGUAGCUUAUAUGGCUGUUUAUACUGCCAGCAUUAUUUUCCCUCUGACCAAGAGAAGAGGAAGCAUAUGAUCGAGUCCAAGGCCUGCAAAGAUCAAAUGAAGAACACCUUUGAUAACAAAUUGUAUACGUAUGCUAACAGAGAUAGUGGACAGAAUUCUAAGUUGUGUGUAUUUUGUGGCGGACACUUUGCAAAUAUGUUUGCACACCUCUUGGAUUCAACAUGUUUUCAAACAUUAGAGCAGUCUGUGAUCGAUCACAGAAAACUUGAGAAGUUAGGAGUUAAAGCGGAAACAUGUGCUGAUGUUGCAAAACCUGCAGGGUCUCUGCCUGCGUUUCCCUGCAUAGUGUGUAAGAGAAGUUUCGAGAAGGAAGGUUUCUUAAAACAGCAUAUAAAGAAACAUAUGUCGAUGUUUAAAAAUGAGUUGACAGAUAUUGAAGGCGACAUCGCCUUUGAUGAGCACCUUUACUGCCACAUCUGCUUGAAAUAUUUAAAAACUGUGAAUUUUGUGAAACAGCAUGUGCUGCUAGGUCACUGCACCAAACCCAUAUCCCGCAGUGUGUACCAAAAUGUGGUUUGUAAAGCUGGUGCUUAUUGGUGCAAUAUUUGUGACAUCAAGUUUGAGUCUAGUAAAUAUGAUGAUCUGAUCACACACAUGUAUGAGAAGCACAAUGAAGGCACCAGCAAGCUUUUAAGUGUGUUCAACAGGUUGAGUGGCAGUCUGAAAGCUCAGUUAAAGAAAGCUGCAAAACAACCCAGCAAAUUCUCCUGCACACUCUGUGGUAUCACCAUCCUUACCACAGGGAAAAGGGCUCAUUACAACAUGCAUGUGAAAAGAGUUUUAGCUGAAUUGAAGAGCCGCCCCAUCAGCUCAGAGGUCAUCUGUCCCAUCUGCCAGCAUAGCUUUAACUCCGCUAAAGGUUUGAAACGUCAUCUUCAGCGACAUGACAUGAACGACAUUGCAGAUGCUAAUGUAGGUGCCAACGUGUUUUGUCGCAUUUGUAAAAAGCACUUUUCAAGUUCAGAACUACUGAAGGCACAUGUGGAAACUUGUCAUCUAAUUGAGUUGUCAUGUAACUACUGUGAUGGAAUAUUUUCUACAAAGAGAACCCUCAGAAGACACAUCAGUAGAGUACACAAAGAGUUGAAUAUAGCUGAAAAUGAAAAAAAUUCUGAUCAGACUGGAGGGUCUACUGUUGGAAUGGAUCAGGUUAAUGGGUCUAAUGUUGACAGUAUAGCAUCCAGCAUUGUAAAAAAGGAGUCAAAAAACUGUGAUGACCAUGAUUUAAGCAAUCCACAUCCUUGCCAGCAAGGUGAUCAGUCUUCUCAAGGGGCAGCAGCUUUAAAACUGCACACAGUAGACAUAGACCAGAAGCAAGCACCUGGUCCAGAGCCUCUCAGGGACAACCUGUCACAUGGUAAGCUUGAUACAAUCAAGUCAGUUGAACAAAUAAAAACCAAUUCCAUCAGUCAAGUUAAGAAGGAUUUGGAAGGAGAAUCUUCAUCAUUAGCCAAGGGGAACUCUGUCAAAUGUAGUGUCUGUCUGAAGGCUGUCAGUGCUGUAGAAUACUAUGACCAUCUUUCAGGUCUACACAACUGGACUGCAGACACAAAUUAUACCUGUUCUUUUUGCCAUGUCAGGUUUCCCUACAAGUAUUUGCUUAAUGAGCACACAAUUCAAUGUAAAAGUAAUUUCCAGUGUAAACUUUGUGAUAGAAAAAAUUUACAAAACUUGAGAACCCAUGUCAUUCAUUUCCAUAAAUAUGAUUGGAACAGUUACAUCAGUCAGUUUACAGUGCCAAUUAUCGCCAUAGAUAACGGUGGUCUUGAGAUUUCUAAUCUUGGCGUUGGGUUGGUGCCCCAGAGUAGCCUGAAAGUGUGUGGGUUGUGUGGGGUGGGGUACACUCAGCUGUCCGAGUAUACCACCCACAUUCACACCCACAUCAAGAGGUGCAGCGUCAAGCUUCAUGCUCUAGACCAACCUGAGGAUACAAGACAUGAUCCACCAAGUGCUGAGACAUCUGAGCAAGGUCAGGCAUCUGAUUGUGAUAGUGUUCCAGCUGCUAGUGCAGAAAUCCUUCCAUCAGAGCAGCAUGGCAAGCUGGGACCAGCUGACACAACACCAGCUCUAAUGAACACAUGUCAUCCUGAGCUCAACUAUGACCUCACAAAUGAAAUAAGUGCACAGGGGGAUAUAGCUGAAGCAUUGGACGAAAAUUCACUGGAAACUGUUGCACCUUCACUCUGGGAUUCUGAGAGCUCCAGUACAGAAGAUAACAUUGCCUCUUCAAUGAAUACAGAAAGCCCUGAUUCACAGGAAACAAUUGCCCCUUCAGUAAUUACAGAAAGCCCUGAUUCACAGGAAACUGUUGCCCAUUCAUUCUGGGAUUCAGAGAGCCCAUGUUCAAAAGAUAACAUUGCCCCUUCAUUCCUUACAGAAAGCCCUGAUACACCAGAGUAUGUAGCCCCUCCAGUGUGUAAUCCAGCUUGCCCUGAUCCACAGGAAGAGAUAGUUACUGUAGCACAGGAGAAAGCUCCAAGCAAGAAAAGAGAGAUGUGCUCAGAGGAUCCCCUGCCCAGCAAGAAACAAAAGCUCCUGUCCAAUGGACACAUAGAUUAUCAGUUUGAUGACCUCCCUGAGCUGGUCAUUGAGAAACAAAAUGAAGAUACCCCAGUACCAAAGAAUGAUCUAGAACUUCCAGACUUUGUCUUUAAGAAACAACCUGCGGAUACCUCCCUACCAGAUUCAUCACCUGACAAUUUCCUUGAUGACCCUCCUGAGCUGGUCAUUGAGAAACAAAAUGCAGAUACCCCAGCACUAAAGAAUGAUCUAGGACUUCCAGACUUUGUCUUUAGGAAACAACCUGCGGAUACCUCCCUACCAGAUUCAUCACCUGACAAUUUCCUUUUCUCAGGCACUUGUGACCCGCAGACUCGCAAUGUCUUUCAGGUCUUCACAGAAAGUGGUGCCACCAAUACAACAAGACAUGUAGAGGCCAUUCCAACAAAACCAUUGCAAGAGUCCAUUCCAACAAAACCAUUACAAGGUGACCUGUCAACUGGGGGGGAAAAAACGCUGAACAAAAAUUCACAUCCAUCUGUGGUCAUCUGUAAUCAAGAACGAAAUGUAUUUAAUUCUAUUCAUAUUUAACAUGGGGACUUUGAUGUGUAAUUAAUAAAUGUGCUACAUUGCACUGUUGUACCAAUUUUUUUUUAAUUAGAUUUUAGGGAAUAUUAUCUUACAGCUCAGUUAUUUCAUGAUGGUAAAAGGCUUUGUUUAUACCCUCAUAAAACUUAUGAGGUCAUCAUAGUCAUAGUGUUUCUUUAAACCCUCGUAAAACUACAAGUAUAAAGAUAGUUGUGUGCUUUGUUUUAAACCCUCAUAUACUACAAGUAUAAAGAUAAUGUUAUGAUUUAUUUGAACCCUCAAAACUAUUGUUAUGGUUAUCUCUUUGUUUAAAUAAAACUUGUGUAUGGAUUAUUUAUGUCUGGGAAAUUACAUUAGUCUUUUAUCAGUCAUCAGAAACUUAUCAUCAUCUUAAAAAAUAUGUACUUAAUAAUCAUUUUAGCACUAGGGCAAGGGUCGGCAACCUGCGGCUCGCGAGCCGCAUGCAGCUCUUUUGAUAUCAAGAUGCGGCUCUCCAGCUCCUUGAACAAAUACUAAUAAUCUUAAUAAAAAAAAAAAUAUUUGAAAUAAAAAAAUGUUAGUGGCUCUUUAAAAUCAGGGAAAUUUUGAAAAUUGUAACUUUUGGCUCUUCCGCUUCAAAAGGUUGCCGACCCCUGCACUAGGGUCAUGCUCACUUGGCCAAACUGGUUGAGCAUUCCCAGCAAAUAGUCAAGGCCAUUAAAAACUGUUGUUUUUUUUUUGUUUGUUCAUGAGAUUUUAUUUUUUGCCUGUUAAAUGUGUGAAAUUUAUCUAUGAAGUGAGUUUGAUAAUCGUAAUAGUAACAAUCUUCAAUUGUCAAGGUUUUAUUAAUUUCACUUUUUGAAAUGUCAUCUUAUAAUAAAUGAAAAUAGCAAUAACAAAUGUCACCAUACCUAGGCACCUAAACCUCUGCUGUUUUAUAGUGGUGUCUUGUUCAUUGCAUUGCAAUUGUUUUUUUUUUAUGUACAUAUUUCAAAUUGAUACGAACAUAAGUAAUAAUUCUUCUAUUUAUGUAUUCAAUGUUUGAUUUUUUUUUUCGUCCUCGCUGUUUUUCUACUUUCAUGGUUAAUAAAUAAAAUAAA
Messenger RNA from Physella acuta, 9887 nucleotides. RefSeq lists its product as uncharacterized. Lineage: Eukaryota; Metazoa; Mollusca; Gastropoda; Physidae. Gene Ontology annotation, molecular function: DNA-binding transcription factor activity, RNA polymerase II-specific; RNA polymerase II transcription regulatory region sequence-specific DNA binding. Gene Ontology annotation, biological process: regulation of transcription by RNA polymerase II. The record is from RefSeq and is a predicted model, not a curated record. Gene Ontology annotation, cellular component: nucleus.